Molecule: messenger RNA, 2813 nt
Organism: Syngnathus acus (greater pipefish)
Lineage: Eukaryota; Metazoa; Chordata; Actinopteri; Syngnathiformes; Syngnathidae
Gene: thap12b
Product: THAP domain containing 12b
Exons: 5
Coding region: 240-2480 (746 amino acids)
Source: RefSeq, a predicted model, not a curated record
CGGAGUGCUGCGUUAAGCGGAGGGAUUGCCGCUCGCGCUUCUCGCUAGUCAACAACCGUCAAAUGACACACUUUUGAACUAUUGCAUGAUUGUUGGACUCAGUCCUCCAAGACGGAGAUCGGCGCAGUUUGUCUGGUUUGACAAAUGUGACUUUCAGAACGAAACGAUUUUUAAAAGGGUGACUAAGUCAGUCAAACGUAGUACUGGUAGCCGAGUUAGCUAACGAAUUAGCUUGAAACAUGCCGAAUUUUUGCGCGGCCCCAAACUGCACACGGAAGAGCACACAGUCGGAUUUGGCUUUUUUUCGCUUUCCAAGAGACCCUGGAAGAUGUCGAAUUUGGGUAGAAAACUGUCGCAGAGCGGAUUUGGAGGCCAAAACGGCCGAUCAGUUAAACAAACAUUACCGAUUGUGUGCCAAACAUUUCGACCCGGCCCUGGUGUACAAAACAAGCCCUUACAGGACGGUGCUGAAGGAUACGGCCAUUCCCACCAUCUUCGAUCUGACCAGCCACUUGACCAAUCCUCGCGUCAAACACCGCAAGCAGAUCAAAGAACUUACGGAGGAGGACCUAAGAAGAAUCAAGGAACGAAGAUUGGCAUCAUCUGCUGAAAAGUCCCAAAAAGACGCGGCCGCCGAAGAGCCGAUCCCAGAUGAACCGCAGAUGUCUGCAGAGGAGAAGCAGCUGCGUGAUUACCUGCGCUCCCUGUUUGAAGUGAUCCUGAUGCUGGCCAAACAGUGCAUCCCCUUGGAGACCUUCAAAGGCCUGGACGGCGACGACGCGCCCAACAACUUCCAGGCGCUGUUGGAGUAUCGCAUGCACGCCGGCGACGAGGCCCUGAGGAAGCGCUUCGAAGCCACGGCUGUGAACAGCGAGUUCCUCACCUCGGCGCAGCUCUGCCAACUGCUGGAUGUGUGCGAGAACACGGUGCGAGAAGAGGUGUUGAUGGAGGCCAGGGAGGGACGUUUCUUCUCGCUGGUCACCGACGACUUGGUGGACUUUGGCGGCGACAAGCACCUGCCGCUCUUCCUUCGCUUCGUCAACCAGCACAACGUCCUGCGCGAAGAGUUUUUGGACUUUGUGCCGUUCGACGGCGACGAGCAGGCGCUGGUGGAGCGUCUGGAGGCGCAGCUGACUGAUCGCUGGGGGCUCGUUAUGGAGGAUUGCCGCGGGCAGGCGCACAAGGUGACCGGGGCGUCGGCCACCAAGAUGAAGGCGGUGGCUGUGCACCUGGUGGAGAAGUACCCGUUGGCCCUCUACAUGCCCUGCUCACGCAUGGCGCUCAACAUCCACCUGGCCAACAGUCUGCCCUUCCCCAACGUGCAGGUGCUCAUGGAGACACUCAGGAGGUUGGCUUCCUUCUUCAAGAGCGCUGCGACGCAUGCCGUGCUGACCGCCCGCAUCUCGGCUCACUACCAGAAAAGCGACGAAAAGGUGGCGGCGCUCCAUCAGGCCUGCGGCCACGGCUGGACCGAGCGACACAACGUCUUCGACGUGCUCCUCGACAUCCUGCCGCCGCUCAUCGCCUGCUUGGACGUCAUCCACAAGAAUGCCGACGGCGCCUUCGAAAGCGAGGUGGCGGUCGACGCGUACUCCCUCGCCGAGACCCUGGCAGACUUUGAGAUGGUGAUGACCGCCGUGGUCCUGAAAAGCGUCCUCACCUUCACGCGGGCGUUCGGCCGGAACCUCCAAGGCGAGACUCUGGACGCCUUCUGCGCCGCAAACAGCCUGACGGCCGUGAUGCACUCGCUCGUGGAGGUCAACGACAACAUCGACGUGUACCACGAGUUCUGGUACGAGGAGGCGACAAACAUGGCCACCUCCAUGGAGAUCCCGGUGCGCGUGCCCAGGCUCUUUGUUCAGCGGCAGCGCGCCGCCGACAUGGGCGAGAUCCAGGCGGAGGCCUACUUCCGCGAGUACGUCACGCUGCCCGUCAUCCAGAGCGUCAUGCAGGAAGUGGAGGAAAUGUUCUCCGAGGUCAACCUCAAAGUCCUCAAGUGCCUGUCGCUGGUGCCCGCCAUCAUGGGCCAGAUGAAGUUCAACACCAGCGAGGAGAACUCGGCCGACGCCUACCGCGCUGACCUGCCCAGACCCGAGACGCUGGCGGCCGAGCUCCACUGCUGGCGCAUUAAGUGGAAGCACCGCGGCAAGGAGGUGCGCCUGCCCACCACCAUCCACGAGACCCUGCAGCUGCCCGACAUCAAGUUUUUCCCCAACGUCAACGCUUUCCUCAAGGUGCUCUCCACGCUCCCCGUGCUUCGGAUGGAAGAGCAGCAGAGCGCCACCGCCGGCGAGCGGCUGCGGGCGUACCUGGACGCCGUGCCCGCCAAGCUCUGGAACCGCAGCCUCGCCGUGCUCAACGUCAACGGCCACGUCAAGCCCGACCUGGACGUCAUGGUGGACAAAUACUGCAGACUCUACCCCGAGGACGAGCCUGAGAUGGAGGCGGAGCCUGAGGAGGAGACGGCGGCCGCCAAAUGAGCCUCAUCCUCCAUUUUGUUUCUGGACUUAAACGUCAUUUUUUCUAUGACCCUUCUGGUGGUCAGUUCAUACAAGUACGGAAGAAAAUCCACAUUGUCCGUUGCCAUGAUUUGAAUUUGUGACUUUAUUGCUGUCGAAAAGCAGGGAGACCACAAGAAGGUGCUGCUGCACCAAUUACACACUUGCCUGCCAGUUUGUGAGGUACAGAAAACUAAGGCAUUACAUGUUUUAGUGAUAUAGGCACAGCAUUUCCCGAACGAGCAAUGAAGUUUGAUCGUUUUAGUAUUGUUAUAGAUGAAAAAAAGAUGUUUCUCAAUAAACUCUGGAUCUCGG